Eutrema salsugineum is the source of this 1413-nucleotide messenger RNA. RefSeq lists its product as uncharacterized. The transcript has 5 exons. Bases 109 to 1317 code for a protein of 402 amino acids. The record is from RefSeq and is a predicted model, not a curated record. Lineage: Eukaryota; Viridiplantae; Streptophyta; Magnoliopsida; Brassicales; Brassicaceae.
GAGAUUUACGAUUCAACAGAUAUCGGUGACUAACGUGUCUCUUUUGUUUCUGGGUUUUGGUUCUUCUGCUCUAUAUUUGAAAUGCUGCGCCCAAAAUCUUAGCUCUUGAUGGAUGAUCAUGGUGGCUCUGGAGCUUCUGAUUUGAGCCUUGAGGAACUGAUGAAUGAAUAUUCAUCUCGACCCCCACAAAUAGCUGAAUGGUUAUGGUGUAUGGAAUAUGUAGCCAAAUUCGUCAAGGAUAUACGCUGCAUACUUGAUUUGAUGAACAUGGGCUAUCAAUACUCAAAUGACUAUGGGAGGAGGAUUAAUGAACUCCUGUCUCUUAGAAUUUUGGAGUUCAUGUUUGAUCCAAGCAAGAAUGAUGAUGCUACGAGCGUUGGUGUUGCUUCUACUUCAGAGCCAAGAGUUGAGUUUGAUUUAUCUUUGAGCAACGCUGAUGUUCUCAGAGCAAUUCUGAAAGAGAUUCCAGUAUCAGAACUGCGAGCAGGCAUGCCGGAGCUGUCCAGAUUCAAUGUUCUUCCAUUUAUUGCUCACAAGAACAUGUGUUUGCCACAAUGUGCACUUGAGAAGCUGAGAGAUGUGAGUUUAAUGGAGAAUCAGACAAGUGCAGCUCCUUCCCUGGAAGCAAAUAAUCCCGUUUUUAGAGAUGAUAGAUCAGUGCAUAUGGAUACGUCCGAGGAAGAGCCGAUAGAUGAGCAACAAGUGCAUAUUGGUUUGGAACAAAACGUAAAGGAGAAUGAUAAAGUCAUUUUCAUUAACGAUGAAGAUGAGCCAAUGCACACUAACGAAAAAGAUGAAGUAAUUGUGAUCGAUGAAGAUACAGAGAAUGAUCAAGACACAGCCCGUGAACCCAUUAGCAAGUGUAAUACUACUGGUGAGCCUCCAAGCUCAAGAAGAUGGCCUGAGGAUGCACAUGUAAAAUGUACAGAAGAUGGAACCUGUAUAAUCAGUGGGAGCGAUGAUGAUGAGUUAGAUAUGGUUAUAGGUCCAGCCUUGGCCAAGAAGAAUACAAACACUUACACAAACGUUCUUCCUUCGAGCUCACGAACAAGACCCGAGAAUGUAUGCUGGAAAUGUGGAAAAGAAGGAACACUAUUGAUAUGUAGCAGAAGCGAGUGUGUAUCAAAGGUUCACAAGGAAUGCUUGAAUUGUGCGGUUAGCGUAGAUGAAGAAGGGAACUUUCACUGUCCUGUGUGCUGGUAUGAUCGAGUCGUUGCAGAGUACUUAGACUGUCAGAAGUUGAUGAGGUCUGCCAAGAGAAAACUGAUGAAGUUUAUGCCGCUGCUUUCAACAAGAAGCAAGAGACUCAGGUGGUGAAAUUUUCUGCUGCGCCGUCACGCUGUAAUAAAUUAUAUCUCAUCUUGUCUUUUUUGGGGUAAUUCAGGUAAUCAAUGUUAGAUAUGGAAUUAUAGA